AGAGCAUUUCUGCAGCCCUGGGACUGCUGGCAUCUGUUCCCCUGCAGGCGUGGUGCUGCCAGCCUGUCCCGAAAGCAGUGAGCGAUGAUGGAUGCUUGCUGGAGCCCGAACGCAAGUCCCAGCACUUUAUUUGCGCUGUAUUUCUCUGCUCAGUUGUGUGCUUUGAUGCUUUCUGUACUUGUGUUUUCUGUGCUUGUGUACAAAUGUGCCCAGAAAGUUGAGUGCUGUGUGCUUCAGUAGGAAUCUAAGGUAUUUCCUCUUGAAAAUUCACAGGGAUUUUUUUUUAAUUUAUUUUUUUGGCGUUAUCAAGAGUACUCAUUUCAUUGAGGGAAAAAGUAAGUCUUUUAAAAAACAAGUGCACGGCUUCUCCCAUGCAGACAAGUAGAGGUCCCCCCCACUCCCUCGCACUGUCUGUGUGACUCUUGUGUAACAUCAUGAUAUUCUUGUAGAAUUUACGUUGUAUUAAAACGCGGUAUGAAGCCUACCAUGACCUUUGAAAACAAUACAUCCUUUAAUGUGGCUUUGGGGAGGGGUUAGUGAGAGAGUAGCCAUAAAAAUCUUCAGGGUUCAAGAUGAGGUUGAGAUUUUUGUGAGUGCUUUUGUCGUGGCAGCAACUGUUUGAUUUAGUGGCCCCUGCGACAAUAGGUGGUGAGAACAAAGCCGGAAUAUCCCGCGUAUGAGCCGUUAUGUGUGAGACCCAUCAGGAGAGCUGAAAGGAAGGAUGUUUCCAGAUGAACCACAUGCAAGCCAUUUGGAAUAACUCGUUAUCGGCGGCUUUGGUUCUUAAUGACCGGGUUGAUCAGCGAACCUGCCUGAUCUGCGGGGACAGAGCUACGGGUCUGCACUAUGGCAUCAUCUCCUGUGAGGGCUGCAAGGGGUUUUUCAAAAGGAGCAUUUGCAACAAGCGGGUUUACAGAUGCAGCCGAGACAAGAACUGUGUCAUGUCACGCAAGCAGCGCAACAGAUGCCAGUACUGCCGGCUGCUCAAAUGCCUCCAGAUGGGGAUGAACCGGAAAGCAAUCAGAGAGGAUGGCAUGCCAGGAGGAAGAAACAAGAGUAUUGGACCUGUCCAGAUAUCGGAGGAGGAGAUUGAAAGAAUUAUGUCUGGACAAGAAUUUGAGGGAGAGGCAAACAUGUCAUGGAGCAACAAUGGAGACAGCGACCACAGUUCCCCUGGAAAUGGAGUUUCUGAGAGCAACCAGCCUUCACCUGUGUCUACUCCAUCUUCAAGUAGGUCCGUGGAGCUGAACGGAUUCGCUGCACUCAGGGAUCAGUAUAUUGGGACGCCAGUGUCCACGCACUAUCAGUACCUCCCGCACCUUUUUAGCUAUUCUGCCCACUCGGCGCUGGUGCCCCCCCAGACGCGCAGCCUGGACCCCCAGUCGCACAGCCUGAUCAACCAGCUGGUGUCAGCGGAGGACCUGGAGCCGCUCGGCACACCGAUGCUCAUUGAAGACGGGUAUAAAGUGACUCAGGCAGAGCUGUUUGCAUUGUUGUGUCGUCUGGCGGAUGAAUUGCUUUUCAGGCAGAUUGCUUGGAUCAAGAAGCUGCCAUUCUUCUGUGAACUCUCAAUCAAGGACUAUACCUGCCUGCUCAGCUCCACCUGGCAGGAGCUGAUCCUGCUUUCCUCGCUGACUGUUUACAGCAAACAGAUCUUUGGUGACCUCGCAGAUGUCACCUCCAAGUACUCGCCCUCUGACGAUGAGCUGCACAGAUUCAGCGAAGAGGGAAUGGAGGUGAUGGAGCGGUUGAUCUACCUCUUUCGCAAAUUCAACCAGUUGAAGGUCAGCAACGAGGAGUAUGCAUGCAUGAAAGCCAUUAACUUCCUAAAUCAAGACAUUAGGGGUUUAACCAAUGCAUCCCAACUGGAGCAGCUGAAUAAGCGGUACUGGUACGUUUGCCAGGACUUCACAGAGUACAAAUAUCCACACCAGCCAAACCGUUUUCCAGAUUUAAUGAUGUGUUUGCCAGAGAUACGAUAUAUUGCAGGAAAGAUGGUGAAUGUCCCACUGGAGCAGCUGCCUCUCCUUUUUAAGGCCGUUCUGCAUUCCUGCAAGACAAGCGUGAGCAAAGAGUGAGCCCAGCUUGGCCCCGGCCCGUGCCUUACUGUGUGCCUCAGGCAGGGAGCGGGCUCACCUCCAGAGGAUGGGGGAAACACCAUCAAGGCAGGAGGGAAGUGCUGAGACAGGGCAACGGGUGUCCCUGCCAUUGUAGCAAGAAUCUUUUGUUUGGGUUGUUUUGUUUGUUUGUUUUGUUUUUUACUCUUUUUCCUUAUAUAUUUAUUUCACGACAGAGUUGAAUGUAUGAUCUUCAACACGAUGCACAUGGUUCUGUAUGAAUGCAGCAGAUGCAUUCUCCAGCAGUUUACAGAAUGUGAAGAUGUUUAAAGUUGCAGUGUUUGUUAGGGUUAGUUCUUUUGUAUUUUGGGGCUGGGGACUGAGAUGACUAAGACUACCUCAAGGAAAGAUGCUGUUCGCACACUGCUCUUUUCAUGAUUUGUAUCCAGAAGUGUUUGUCAUAGAAUGCAAACUGCCUCAUUGACAGAGCUGUCAAUAUUCCAGAUGGACAAUUUUGGAAAAGGGGGUGUUAGAGAAGUGCCAAGCUUUUUUUUGUUUGUUUAAAAACUAAAAAAAAAUUAAAAAAAAAAAAAAAAAAAAAAAAA
Molecule: messenger RNA, 2662 nt
Organism: Centrocercus urophasianus (Greater sage-grouse)
Lineage: Eukaryota; Metazoa; Chordata; Aves; Galliformes; Phasianidae
Gene: NR6A1
Product: nuclear receptor subfamily 6 group A member 1
Exons: 9
Coding region: 732-2078 (448 amino acids)
Biological process (GO): regulation of DNA-templated transcription
Molecular function (GO): DNA-binding transcription factor activity; sequence-specific DNA binding; zinc ion binding
Source: RefSeq, a predicted model, not a curated record